Messenger RNA from Wallemia mellicola CBS 633.66, 822 nucleotides. RefSeq lists its product as hypothetical. The record is from RefSeq and is a predicted model, not a curated record. The coding region runs from base 208 to 687 and encodes 159 amino acids. The transcript is spliced from 2 exons. NCBI's taxonomy places the organism in Eukaryota, Fungi, Basidiomycota, Wallemiomycetes, Wallemiales, Wallemiaceae.
AUUUAAUAAAAGAAAUAAAAGUUUAUGGAAUAAAUUGACAUUAUCAAUCUCGAAAAAAAAAACUUUUUUUUUUAAAAAAAAAAGCUUUUAGUUAGUUGUUUAUAUUGCAACUCCGUUUGCAAUAUUAUUCAAUCUGGCUUUAUACUAUCAAUAUUUGUUUAUCUUCGGAAUAUUAGCCCUUUAUACUUAUAUAUUAUCUAUAAUAUUAUGUUUGGGAACAACAGAUUUCCUCUAUAUCUACCUAUUACCAUACUGCUUUGCUCUUGCAUCAAUAUGGUAGUAGCAGAACAUAUUUCAGAAUCUAAAAAUAAGGAGUAUUUCGAUGAUAAUCGAUUGUUGACCAGCGGAUAUGAAGACAUGGGAAUCCAAGCUAGGAACAUGUUGCAUAGUGGAGAUACGUCAGCUUACUUCAAACUUUUGAAUUAUUCUUUCGGCGCUUCACUUGUUUCAUGUGCUGCAGUUCAGUUUGGUAGCUACUGUUAUGGGGCUAAUCAUGCAGACCAAGUCAACGAUUUGGCUUAUAAGGCUGUAUACGAUGUGGAUGCAUCUAAAGAAGGGUACUAUCAAUUCCAGCUUUAUAACGGUGAGGCCACGGAUGACUGUGGAUUAUUAACCAUGCAACCGACUGGUUACUUGGAUAACUCGGUGGAUAGAGAACUUUCAAAUCUAUGUGGGCCAGUAGCUUAAUACCUAGUAGUAAAAGAUGCUUAAAGGCAAUUUGGUGGAGUUCCUAAACAUUGAAAUUGCUAAAAUAAAAUAUAAAACAAAAUAUAUCAAAGCAUUAGAAACUUAAAAUAAAUAUUAAAAUGUCUCUGUACUUCC